AUGGGUUCGUGUGUCACCAUUGACGACUGUCCCGCCGGUGUCCCCAGGGACAUAUACCUGCAGGUGCGCGGGGACACCUGCUACCAGUUCGUCGUGUACCGCCACAACACCCACACCGCCGCCCGGGCCUACUGCGAGCAACAUGGCGGCUCUCUGGUGCUGGUCAAGUCAGUGGACGUCCAGGAGUACCUGUACGACCAGCUGGUCAACAACUUCAAGGUGUCCGGCAAGAUUUGGAUCGGCCUCAACGACCUCGCCACGGAAAACAUUUAUCAAUGGGAGGACGGGACGACCCCCGUUUACACGGACUGGGCGGGAGGGGAGGGGCCAGCGAGCACGUCCGUCACCCACACCGCCAACCACAACACCCGGGACUGCGUGGUCAUUGACCUCGUAGCGGGAGGGAAGUGGAAGGAGACCAACUGUGAAAGCGGCUCCUUCCUGAUUUUCUUCAGUACCAGUGAGUCACACUCCUACGUCUGCCAGUAUAUGGCGCGCAGCGUGGUCACCAUCGUGCCAGCAACGUCACCUCCUGUUGAAACCACAUUGCCAACAACGACACUUCCUGUUGAAACCACAUUGCCAACAACGACACCUCAUGUUGAAACCACAUUGCCAACAACGACACCUCCUGUUGAAACCACAUUGCCAACAACGACACUUCCUGUUGAAACCACAGUGCUAACAACGCCAGUUCUAUCUGAUGUCACAACUCCCCCAUGUCCGGCUGACUUUUGCAACACAACCUGCAGCCACAACCGGGCAGACAAUGUUACCCUAUGUGAAACCUGCGACUGCUAGCUACCCUUAAACAUCUCAAGGUGUCACGUAUUAAGCUCUGCCACUUUGCUGUUAACUUGAAUCCCAAAUCUUGAUAAAUCCUUACAAGAAAUGUAAUUUGAAAACCAUAAAAGCAUCAAGCGCAUGAGCGACUUAUAAAAUAAACGUUUAAAGUGCA
Physella acuta is the source of this 958-nucleotide messenger RNA. Its product is annotated as macrophage mannose receptor 1-like. NCBI's taxonomy places the organism in Eukaryota, Metazoa, Mollusca, Gastropoda, Physidae. The record is from RefSeq and is a predicted model, not a curated record.